UAUCAUUCGCAUGUAAUAUUUCUUUUGCUGCUAAAAGUUGCAGCCUUUACUAUUGUUUCUGUGCGCACAUUUCGGCACGUGCAAUAUCGCGUGCGCUGAUACGUGUGACUUGUGACGUGGCUAACCCCCCAGAUAAUUACUGAGAUAUAUAACUUAAUCUAUAGUUAAAUACUGCACUAUUUUAAUAAUAAACCAGUUAUAAUUAUACCGAUGAAAUUAACAAACAUAUUUAAAGUUGGAUUGUUAUUGGUUGUAGUAGCUGGACAAAUUGUAGACACCGACGAAGAAUUAAUUUGCAGUCCAUCUAAUCCAAAAGAUUGUUAUCCUAAAUUAUUUAAACCAACCUCAAAGUGGCAACAGAUUCGUGAAGGCCAAGAUAUUCCUGCAGGUCUACACGUUAGAUUGAAUAUAGAUACGUUACAUAAGGAAGCCAAACUAAUGGAACCAUCUGAAGAUGAUCAAGUAUCACAAAAUGAUAUCGUGGUAGUAGCUGAAGAUCCAAGUAAAGAUAGUAAAGCUGAUAAACUUGUUAAACAAAAAGUUUCAAACAUUGUUCAUGGUCAUGAUGGUGAAGGGCAUGGACAAACCCGAGGGAAAUUAAAUUAUCAUGAAUUAAAUGAUUUUGAUGGUGCAGUAUAUCAAAUAGAUAUCUAUAGUGAUGGAACUAGUAAAGAUAUUAAUAAAGUUUCUCAAGCUUUAGAUACUUUAAGUGAUUUAAGUCAUGAUAUCAAAUUUGGAGUUAAAUUAACUGCCGAUAAAAAUGUAUUUGAUAACCUUGCUAAAUUAGCUACUAAUGCAAAAGACCCUAAAAUAACGGAGACAAUUUAUAGAAUUAUGGGCUCAUCAUUAAGGAAUAAUCCUGAAGCUAUUAGUAAUGUAUUAAAGAAUUCAGAUGAAGGUUUCAUCAAUAAUCUUUUCACGAGCUUGAAUUUCGAAUCAGAUAUUAUUCAAAAGAGAAUCCUUGGUAUUAUUCAAGGAUUAACUCAAAGUGAUCAUUUCAAUUCUCAAUAUUUUAGUUCUUCAAAUAAUAAAGGAAUUAAUAAUUUAAUAUCUGUAUUUCCAAGUCUUGGAGAAGAAUCGAAGCAAAGAUUUGUUAAUAUAUUUGAAGAUUUGAAUUUAAUUGCUAUAUCAGCCAAUAAUGAAAAGAGACAAUAUGAUUUAUCUAAUCCUGAUCAUACAGUAUCAGAUUAUUUACAAAAUUCGCUUAUUAAUAAUCAAUUAGCAAAUGAUUCACAAUUUGAACUUUUCUUUAAAAAAUUAGUUGAUAUUCAUAAGUUAAAUGAUUCAUUAAGACCUUCAAAGGAAUUUUUAAAUUGGUUAAGUAAAGAAGUAGAAGUUAGGAAAGAAAAUAGGAAAAGAGAUGAGAAUUACACAACUUCGAAGAGAGAAUUUGAUGAAUCCUUGAUCCAUGCUAGACAUGUAGUGUUUGGCAAUCCUCAUGGAUUAAGAAAAGCACUCGCUGACGAUUUAUGA
Scheffersomyces amazonensis is the source of this 1473-nucleotide messenger RNA. RefSeq lists its product as uncharacterized. The record is from RefSeq and is a predicted model, not a curated record. Lineage: Eukaryota; Fungi; Ascomycota; Pichiomycetes; Serinales; Debaryomycetaceae. Gene Ontology annotation, molecular function: adenyl-nucleotide exchange factor activity. The transcript has a single exon. The coding region runs from base 211 to 1473 and encodes 420 amino acids. Gene Ontology annotation, cellular component: endoplasmic reticulum.